Molecule: messenger RNA, 8303 nt
Organism: Neolamprologus brichardi
Lineage: Eukaryota; Metazoa; Chordata; Actinopteri; Cichliformes; Cichlidae
Gene: pmepa1
Product: prostate transmembrane protein, androgen induced 1
Biological process (GO): negative regulation of transforming growth factor beta receptor signaling pathway
Cellular component (GO): Golgi membrane; early endosome membrane
Molecular function (GO): R-SMAD binding
Source: RefSeq, a predicted model, not a curated record
GUGAGGACACACAUGGUGUUGGAGCAUCCACGGGAUAUGUAGCUUGGAAAGUUUUGUUUUACUUUCUUUUAUUUUUGUUGUUUUGGUUUAGCAUUGCUUUCUUACUUUUCCCUCAGUAGCAGAUCUUCAGGAUCUUUCCUCUGGAAAUCAAGCUUUUUUUUUUGUGAGGCUUGUUGAGUGACGAGACUAUGCAACCUUCAUCACAGAGUCACAACCAUGACAACUGUGUUCAGACACAGCUGUGCGCCCAGCUGGAGUUCGUCCAGAUUCUGGUGAUCGUAAUAGUCAUGAUGGUGAUGGUGGUGGUCAUCACCUGUCUUCUCAACCACUACCGCCUAUCAGCACGCUCCCUUCUCUCCAGGCACACCCCUACACGCAGGAGACACCUGCCACUGGCCAACGAGGGAAGUCUGUGGUCCUCUGAGGGAACAGGCACAAACAGUGGUCUAAAUGAGCACCAGGUGUAUAACACCCACCCCCCGGAGAGAGGGGGCUCAUCCUAUAUACAGCGGGAAGUACAGCACAGCCACUCCCAGCCUCCGCUGCAGCCACAGCGCUUCCAGCACACAUACGCCCCGAGUCGCUUUCAGCCAACUUAUCCCUACCUGCCUCAGAGCCUCAUCGAUCUUCCCCCCACCAUCUCCCUCUCAGAUGGAGAGGAGCCCCCGCCGUACCAGGGGCCCUGCACCCUGCAGCUCAGAGACCCCGAGCAGCAGAUGGAGCUGAACCGCGAGUCGGUCAGAGCGCCACCCAACCGAACAGUAUUCGACUCCCACCCUCUCGAUCCAUCCAACUCCUGCCUGCAGGCCAGACUGCAGGCCCCCCCUCCAAGUGUCCAUUCAGGCAUCAGUGUGUUGGAAGCCCAGGAGGCUUUGUCCAGGCAUCAGAAGCAGGGCUCUCGAGUGGAAGGAGCUCCUCCAGCCUACAGCGAGGUGAUUGGGCACUACUACCACCCAACAUCUGUAACCUCCAGCCAUAACAAUCGGACUGUGAUAUCCUCACAAGCACCACCUGCCUCGCUCAUACAAGGCCUGCUCCGACCUCCACAUCAACAGCAAGGAAGCGUGGACAACAGGAACACAAGGAAUACAAAGGAGAAAUCCCAGAAACCCCAGCAGGUGUGACAGUGCUGCUCUCUGCUUCCAGUGAGAAAACCGGGAUUACAUCUGCUCACCACUGGAGUAAUGGCCAGUGGAGAAUGAUGAAAAAUCACGAAGUUGUUAAAAUCCACUCUGAAGGGUUUAAGAGCUGGUUAGUUUUAGUUGUUGCAGGUCAGUUUUACAGUUUCCCCACUGGCUUUUCUGGGUAAGAUAACCCAGAACCACGUUGCUCCUGCAGAGCACAGUCGCAUGAACAUCUGGUACAUCCUGUUCUGCAGCUUCCUGCUUCAUGUCUUCUGAAGAACCAUUGAUAUCAGAAAAGAGAGGAAGAUUUAGAAGGGAAUGAGAUGGAAGCAGAUGAUUCUUUCCCUUAACAAGUCCUCCUCAUCUCUCUUCUGUCAGACUGAUCUGCGUAAUCACCUUUCACAAUGAAUAUUUACUUGGUCUGUUUUUUUCCGUUGAACUUUUUCUUUAUCUUAUUCACACAUCCAUGAAAAUUCCUAUCCAAGCAAAUGGCGAAAUGUUACAAUCUUCUUGGUUCUUCCAUUUGUAGGAUUUCUUUUUUUUUAAAUGUGAUAAUCCCCCACCACCACGCUGCUUGUGUCCAUUUAGUCCAUAUUCAAAACUCCACUUCUGCACCAGGCUUUAGCCACAUCGCUGGGACAUUUUAGCACACUCGCUUAUUCCGCGAGUUGUAGCACAAGGCUAAAAGUUCUGCCUUACAUUUCCUAAGCGAUGCAGGAGUUGCCACUGAAAUGCUUGUUUCUUUUUUUUCCUUUUUAAAAAAAAGUAUGUUCUUUUUUUUAAAGAACGCUUGCACAAAGUUCAAGACUGUUCACCGCAGAAAAAGAAUAAUCCGCAAUAUGAUCGAAAAGAGACAGAAAGUAGGGAAAGUUUGGGUAUUUUUCUAUACUUGAUGGAUUCCUAUGAGUACAUUUUUUGUGUUGCUUUUGUUUAGCUUUUUUUUUUUUAAUUUCUUGUCUAGUUUUAGAAAAAAAGAUACAAACAUCAGUAAUCGGUUGGGGUGCCAACUUUUCACCUUUUGCAACGUACAUGUUGACGUGUAUGUACGUCACACAUGGAGCAUAUAUACACACACACAUGUAUGCAAACCUGAGUGAAAAGCACGAAUUUAAAGUUAUUUAUAUAAUUGCUGAAAAGAAUUGCACUAUUUUUUAGUAUGCGCCAAUGGAACGUUUUUGGGACUUUUAUUUUGAAGGAGCUCUGUCUAUUGCGGCAUAAAAACAAGAGAGAAGCAAGAACAUGGUGAGUGAGGCUCAGACCGAGCGGUGCACAGCAGCUGCUAUCAUGAUAAAUGUAAGGGGAGGUUCUGACUUUGGCCCAACGGACUCGGAUUAACCGUUACUGUACCAUUGAUACAAAUGAAUAAAUAAUCGUUGGUUUAUGCAAAUGUCCGAGUCCUGCGAGCCAGCCACAAGUCAGCAUCCAACCUGUGGGUCCAAUCAGAAAGUCUUAACUCUCUCUCAUCCUAUUGGCCGAAUCAUUAGCCAAUCCCAAAGCUGGCUAUUACUACCUCGACCAAACAAGCGAAGCACAUUAGAGUUUAUUCAUGUUAACCAGACACAACAAAUGUCUGGACUAAUCGAGACAGUCUAAUGUAACAAUAGAUGUUAAGUAGAGUAGGAUGUUGUAGACUUAGUUUUUAAUCCUGUUAUUUUAUUUGAAUGUCAGAUAUUUUAUUCAUUGGAUGAGAAGAGAGAAAACAAACCAAUGACACCCCCCUUGUAGUGUAUUACUCAGGAAGGAAGCCAGUCGCCCAGCAGGUCCUGAAUAUCUGAUGCACUGACUGUGCACCACUUUGGUCACCCAUGCACCCAAAAGACCAAAUUUUCUGAUCACGUACCUCUGGUUCCUUCGAAUUAUAGAAUCUCUCCCACGUUUUCAACCCAUGUAUACAAUCUGCUCUCUAAGUUUUUCUCUCUUGCAGGCCACUCUGAGCACUUUAUUGCACCAGGAAAGAGACAACAAUCUUCUGUCAGCCAGCGCCGGCCAACCAACCAAUAAAGCUUAAACACAACGGUAGAACCUUUUAGGUUUUUAGAUUCAGAUUUAGAUUCUCCAACCACUAGUGAUGCACUUUUAAAGAGAUGCAAAGAGUUGUGGACCAAAGCUUUUAACAUUUACUGGAUUAAAAAACAACUUUAUUUAUCAUUUUGAGAUUUAAGAACUUUAAGACAUACGGACUUUAAAUCCUCAACUAUCCUUAUACAGGUCUCCAUAAAACCAGCUGAACAUAUACUUUAACAAAUAUAUUCUAUAAUUAGGAGAAUUUAUUAUAAUGAUUGUAAACUCAUUCUUUUAAGCUUUGGACUCAAACUCUUUGAGUGUUGAAUGCAGCACAAGGCUGGUUGUUGAAACUAGACACACUGAAGUGUUGAAAAGUGGCACGAGUGUUAAUAGCAGCCCGUCUUGUGUCAUCUCAUUAAGAGUGCAGAAUUAAUAGAGUUGCAUUAGGUAGCUGACUGAGCUACUUGAUCAGUAUUUGUAGUUUUUGUAUUUAAAGCUGCUGCUUGAUCCAGACAAAAUCAGCGCCCUCUAGUGUCCAGCCUUUAUGCAACAGCGCCCUCUUCAGGGACUGAACCAAACUGUAGCCAAAUCUCCUGAGAGACAAAGUCUGAAGGCUAAAAAAAGACAUUUUAUAAUCUCAUAUGGUGAAUCUUUAAUUUUUUGUCUGUACUUUCCUUCCGUGAUGAGUCACAGCAGCAUCUAUCAACUAUCGUGAUAAAAAGAAUUCAAUCUGCUGAACUUGUUCCCCAGUAUAAACCUUGUUUACAGGGACAGUUUGGCCCAAAGGUAAAUUUAUGUAUUUUUCCAAUUUUUUUGUACUCAUUCCUAUCCAACUGGAUUGUGUUGAACUGGUGUGUGAAUUGCCCAGUUCUGGAGAAAUCAGCUACAGCGAUGCCUGUGUUCUCUUUAAUAUAAUGUAAGAAAAUGGCAAUUUCUGCUUGGGGUGUUUAAAGUGCCAAAAUGUGAAAAAGACAGCAACAGUUUCUCUUUCCAGAAAUUGUGACCUGUUUAUUCAAAAUAUAAAAAAUAAAAAAACCUUACAGUGAGCCAUUUCAUGCAGGAACCGCAAUUUUGAAAAAUGUCCAUGUGCAGAAGAAAGCAACCAUGUGCGUGUGAUGAAAGGCUCUUGCUGGUGGGAGAUUGAAUGGAUGUCCCUCAUUUGACCUGUAAUAUCAGGUAGCUGCACAGGUGCGAGGGUGUCUUUUGGUUUGAAGAAGAUAUUUCCUACAGGAAACUGCUCACAAAAAUGUUGGUGGAUGUUUUUUGAUUAACAGCUUCACAAUUUUUGAAAGAGGCAUUGCUGCAGAAUAUUUCAAAUGUAAUGUUUGGUGCUUUGAGCUCUUCAUAGUAAAUGCCAUUCAUUUCUACAUCCAAAAACUUCAAAAAUGAGUGUCUCACAAAAAAAAAAAACCCAUAGAAAACUGUGUAAAUUUGAUAUUAAUGUAAACUCUUAUUUUAAGUUGCUGGAUACAAACUAAACGUUUACAGCUUGAAACUAUAACAUUUCAAAUCAUAAAACAGAUUGAAAAGACUCUUCUAGCUGGUUAGAAAAGUCUUUGAUGAUAUCAGAAAGAUCUUCAAAACAUCUUGUAGCAUUACUCAGCGAACUACUUUUAAAAAUCCAUCGAGGAUCUGGGAUUUACAGAGGCUUAUAUUUUAGAGUUAAAACCUGAAAACACUGAAUUCCUCUCAAAAAGUAAAGACAAAAAGUGAGAAAAAAAGAUUCGCCCUCCCGUCAUCUUUAAAGUCUGUAGCUCUCUGUAUUGUUCCUCUGCUGCAUUGCAUUUAAUAUAGAUCACUUAAAGAAAAAAAAUUAUAUAAAUUAACAAAUCUACUGCCCCAAAAGAAAGAUGAUUGGCUCAUUUAAAAAAGAUUAUUGUAAUAAUAAUAAUAAUAAUAAUAAUAAUAAUAAUCUUUGAUCUUGUAAUGAGGUUAGCAGCCUGGUUCUCAGUCCUAAGGUACUUUGAACUAUUUUUCUCUUUCAUAAGUGUUUUUGAACAGAGUUGUUUCCUUAAAUGGUUUCCUUUCCUGCACCAGAGGGCUUGCAGCGGGUAUGAGAAGGCUGGACAGGCUCUGACCACAAAUAUUAGUGAUAGGAGCUUAAAAAAUGUAUAAGGAAGUUUGAAAAUGUGUAGAAUCAAUCUCUUAUUUCAGGGGAAAACCCGGGCUGGCUGACAAUACAAAAAACAAGACAGGAGGAGAAAGAGGGAAAAGUCAUUUGGAGGCUGACAGGAAGAACAGAUCACACAUUUAUACACAGCUGCUAAUACCCUAGCGCUGCCUACACCUAAAGACUGGUGUGUUUACAUGCAGUUGUACUUGUUCACCAGUGUUUGCGAGCUUUUCUUUAACUCUUAAUUCUAUUUAUUUAUGUUUCUUUUUAAAAUUCAGUUCGAUUUGAGUCACAUAAAAGAGACAUAUUAAACCAAUCAGUGCUCAGAUCACAUAUUUUUUGUUGCUUUAAUCCAUCGUGGAGAUACUGAAAGUGUUAGGAGAUCACUGUGUGUGUGUGCGUGUGUGCAGUUAAUGUACACCCACCUGCCCUGUGAAAGACCUCCAGCUGUCUAGACAAAAACUAAACACAUAAAGGCACACACAGAGCAGACUAAACAAACUCACCGAAGAACCAAACGCCUCACACACACACAAUAAACACACACGCACACACACUGAGGUUUUUGUUAUUGCGGACCACACAAGGUAGCAAAAACAUUUAUUUCACACACCUUGAUUGCCUCUCCCCUCCCUCUCCCUCUUCCUGUCUGAACGAGCUCUUCCUGUUCCCUAGAGAUGGCCGCUGUCCAAUGACAGAGCUCCUUUCAGAACCGGCCCUCGCUGCCGCUGGGUCAGCGGUUUUUGAGUCUCCUUGGAAACGUUCGUUGUUUGUUAUUGUUGCUAUGUCGUACAAGUGUGCCUGCCUGCGCUGAGACGGGCAAAAUGUGAGUGGCUAGUUCAGGCUGUCAAUCAUCCCAGGCCACACUGUCUCAGAUGAUGACGAUGAAUAGAUGAUGGUGAUGAGAUUGUUGUUGUUGGUGAUGAUGAUGACGAAGAUAGAUGUUUUUGGUAGUGACACCGCAAAGAUCGUUGCAAUACACCUACUAUUUGCCUUUUUGAUGAUAUUAGUCAUAUUUUAACGUAGUGUGCUAAAUGUCAGUUUUUUUUAUUGUUGUUGUUGUUGUUGUUGUUGCUGAUGAUGAUGUUUAUUCACUUGAGAACAAAAAGAUUUAACUUCAAUUCAAAAGUUCAUAUCAUUAAAAAAUGUGUUUGUUUUUUUUUAUUUUGUAAACAUCGAGAGUGUAAAACUACCUAACACACAAACACUGCAGAUUUCUGGGGAGGAUGUGUAAAUAUAAGAAAAUGUACUUCUGCUUUUAAGUGCCCUUUUUUACAGUUUAAAGUUGUCAGUGUGCAGCUGUCUGAAGAGCAAACCGGUGCGAUUGGUGCGGGGAUCGACGCCACAGAUCCCCAUCAACAUCACUUGAGAUGAGCUUAUGUUAAAGCUAGCUAAAGUUCCCUUUUAUUGGAACCUUUUUGAGCACAUUUGUAUCACGCACUUAUAAGUUCAAGUAUAAAUCUUCAUGUAAGCACCUAGUCCUCAUAACCCACUAAUCAUUGCGUCUCCUUACUCGACCCAGCGUCUAGAUGUGUGCCUUCUGGUGUCCAGCAUGAUCGGAGACUUACACUUAAAAAAAUCCUUUACUGUUGCCUUUCAACGCAAAACCUCGGACAGCACAAAAUCUUAACACGUUACAGCCGUGACGUAUGGGAGCCCAGUCAGGCCAAGAAAAAAAAAUGGAGGGAGAAAAAAAAAACAUUCAGUGUUUCUAAGCUAAAAUGGACCAAAAGUCCUUAAAAUACUACAAAAAAAUAACAUGUGGAAAAGCGGAUAUCUGCAAAUCCUGUGUGGUUGCUUCUAUUGUUUUUAUGUUAUCAUUCCAACUUCUCUUCCCUUUUCUUUUUCCUGGUAAAGCUGGACUUCCAUAAUCACGAUAUUAGAUGCUCAAUUUGUGAAAACAAACAGAAAAGUGUCUUUCACAUUACUGUUGCUAUUGCUGCUCUAUAUGUUUGGAACUAUAACUAAAAACAGCUGAAAUUAAUGUUUUUCUUCAGAAAUUUAAUGAGACGCAGUAUUUGCUUUUAACAUUUCUGACUGCUUGCAAAGAAUCACACACCACACAGUCCAGAUUCAUAUGUGACAUUAUUUAAGACAUCUCCAAAGACGAAACCACUGUAAAGAAAAAAACGUUCAGUCAAGCUUGAAGUUUUUGUUUUCGAUUUUGGGGAAAAAUCUUUUUUUUUUCCUCCAGUUUUUGCUACAUGUUUGAUCAGUUUUAAAAGAAAGGAUGAUUUAAGUAACACAAGUAGACUGGCGGACGGCAUACAAGCAAACCGUUUUCUCCCUUCAUAUUUCUGUAUCAUUGCAUUUUUCUCUGCUUGCUCUGCUCUUUUAAUCAGCGCUGUGUGGCGCCUUUCCUCUGACAAUGUCGAAGAAAAAGUAUACAAAAGCACUCUUGUUCGCAGUUAUGUUAUGUGUUCAUAUUUAAAUAAGCCUCUGUAUCCUACACCGCAGUGACUAUUGUAGAAGUCUUCCACCUGUCCUUGAGUUUUAUCCUGCAAGCAUGUAAACUGUGGGGCUUGUACAAUAGACCAGUUUGUUCUGGUAAGGAUUCCUACGUGCAGCUGGUCCAGAUGUUUUAGAAAAGCAUGAUAAAAUGCUGCGAUUGUGUCCAGGGAAGUAAAACUGCACACAAGUAAUCAGCAGCUUUGGAGUGAAAUCUUCACUCAGGACCAGAUGUCAGAUGAAAAUGUGGGAACUCUGAUCUGUUCUCUGCAAUGCUGGGUUUCCCAUCACUCAAACUUAGCACCGGGUUCAUAAAAAGAAUGAACAUGGAGCUGAGGGUUUAACUUCAAUCUGUUAUCUGUCACAGCAUGGCUCGUGCACUUAUAUAGAGGCCUGCUUAUUCUCAGUGAUAAUAACUGCUUAUUUGUGUAUUAAGACAGUUUAUUUUAAUUUAUAUUGGAUGGUCUGUGUGUUGCUGGGUUUGCUAUGUUGUUAUUUUCUUUUCUGUUACAAACACAAGACAAUGGUUUAUUGUUGUUGUCACAGAACAUGAAUCAGACACAUUUCAGUUAGCCUUCGAUUUAAAAAAACAAAUAAAAAGUUUUAUAAAUUCA